GAGAAAUGGAAAGAAAAAUGGAAAAGAAAAGAAAAGAAAAGAAAGAAAAUGAGUGAGACAUUUUCUGCCUAACUAAACAAAGCCAACCCCUUUCCUCACCGUCUCCUCCACUCAGCAGCUGAAGAAAACCCCAAUUUCAUCUCUUGCUACCGUCACAUCGUUCGAUCUCCACGCCAUUUCAUUCCAUUCUCAGCUCCUCUGCUCCAGAUCGCGAUCCACGGCAGACAACUCGCCGCCGUUUCACGGGUUGAGUCACAGGUCAACCUGUUCAGUUCAUCGCCGGGCAUGUUCAAAUCGCUGCUUAAUAUAGAAACCCUAGCUUCGGUUGUUGUUCCGUCUAUAAACCUCCUGAAGGCAGGAGCUUUCUUUCCUUUUUCCGUACAAUCAUAAUAGUUUUCUCUGUAGUGGUCUUUUGAACAACCAGCAACUGAAAGAUGCAUGCUAGGCAUCGAAGUCCUGGAAAUGGGUACAGGUCUAAUUCAAUGGGGAUGGGUUUUGGUGCCUCAAGGAUAUCCCCAGAUAAUUCUGCUAGAGGACGCGGCUUUUACAAUUCUGAAUACAGAAGUUUCAAUAAUCGUGGAUUUGGUCGUGCCAUGGGCCAGCCAAAAUCAUUUCAACCGCCACCUCAGCCACCACCACGUAAAGGUGACAUUUUGAUGGAGGCUGGUAGACUUGCGGCUGAGUAUUUAGUUUCCAAGGGAUUGUUACCUCAGAGUGCACUUUCUGCCUCUGGUAAAUGGCAGAAUGGUAAUUCAAAGAAGCAAGUUGGUGAUGACUAUCUACAAGAGGAACUUAAUCAGGAUGGUCGAACAUCUGCACAUUCCCGCCUAGGAAGUGGUGCUUCUGAUUCAGGAAUAGGGAAGAGAAGGUAUUCUGAUGACUUUAAUUUGAGGAAUCAUGUGAAAGGAAGGAGGAGAGGAGAGUACUAUAAUCGGAGUUAUAACUCAGAGUGGGGUGGCAGAGAAUAUGGGAGGAGUGGGUCGUGGUUAGAUAGAAAUAGAGUGUCUCCUGAUAUGGAGGGAGAGGGUGAUACUAUCUCUGGACAUUAUGAUGAGCAGCAAGCUGGUGAAGAUGUUAGCGAGGGGUUGCAGAAGUCUGGUCUGAGUGGGUCAGUGCCAGACAAUGAAGAAGCAGCUGAUAUGGAAUCGUUUGCAGAGUAUACCAAUUCCGAUGAAAUGGGUUCUAAGGCAAGCUCAUUGCAUACUGGGAAAGAUGAGGCUGUUGGGGAACCUGGCCAGGUAUCUGAUGAUUUAACAAACUUGAAUUCAGGGAGUGAGGAGAUGAAGGACAAUAACUUUAAACAUGAAACUGAGAAACAGAUUGCUCCUGAGGACUUAGCUACCCAGCAAUGCUCAGUGGAAGGUGAUAUUUUGGACAAGCAUGAAUCUGAUUUACUAACAUUCUGCAACUUUGCCAAGGUCCCAACCAAAAUACGAUCUGCACUGACAUACAAGGUGCCCAAGGUUGACCAAGUUCCUAAUGCUGAGGAGAGAAAUGUGUCUGAUGGCGCUCAGAAAGGAUCUGAAAUCACUGUUCAAGAUGGCACUCUUGAUUUCGCCACAGCUGAUCAACUACCUAAUACAAAUGAUUUGAAAAGCGCUGAUCCUGAAAUAUCUAUAUCUGUUCAGUCUGCAGAGGAUGUGGGAGAAUCAGGCCACGCAUAUGGUGCUGGGCAGGUUAAAUGCCUGAGGUCUCAAUCCUUUCCAGAUAGAGCUUUCAUGCAUGACGGUGAACAACAAUCAAGCCAAGGGGUGCUAGGUUUUGGAAGGUCGAUCUCAGUCAAAGAGAGAGGUGAGAAACGAGUUGCAGAAGACGGUGAUAUGAAUGAAGCAACCAAGAAACCAAGAGAAUGGUUUGCAUCCUUUAAUACAGCCAACAAGCAUCUUCAUCUUUCCAGUCCAAGUCAAAACCAAGAUAGUUCACAAGAGAAAGCUUCUCCAAUCCAGAAGGUGACUGUGGCUGUCACUCAACACAGCUUGGUUAACAGUCAUCAGUUUCCAAAGACUGUUGGUGAACCAUGCAAUGAGUAUGCUCAAGAGAAGCAACUUUUUCCAAAUUCAUUUAAGAUCUGUGACCUUAAUCUAAUGGAAGCUUCUGAUUUGAAUGAUAGUCACUCUAAUGAUCCAGUUCUAAUACAUCCAUCUAUUACAGUAAGCAAAAAGGAAGCAGCACAGGUUGAUAUUGAUUUGUCAAUAAGUAAUUGUAACCUGACUGAUGGAUAUCCUAGAUAUGCUAAUAAUGGGAAAAAUAUUGAAGUCAUUGAUUUGGAGAAUGAUUCAACCCCUGAAGUAAAGGCUUUUGACCUUUCACAGAGAAAGGAAACAGCUUUUACUGGCCCUGAAGGCUUUCCCAGUCGUGCACAAAGUGUUGGAGAUAUUGCUGAUGUUCAUGAUAACUAUGAUGGUCUCAUUUCGGAGUUCCUUACAACAUUUUCAAACACUUCAGUAACAGAGGAUAUUAGCCCUCUGCAAAGUGAGAUGGGUCUUCAUAAUGGAGAGGGGACUCUUGGUGAUGAUGACUCCAUCUACAUGUCUCUGGGAGAAAUACCAUUAAGCUUUAUACCAGCUUGGGAGCAACCAACGCCACAGAAAUAUGGGAAGCCCUUUUGAUGCAGCAAUUUGUUUAAUAUGCUAGGAAAUACCUUUUGGUAUGCUUAUUAUUGGUCAUCAACGUUCCUGAUUCCCUCUGGGAAUCUUCUCUUGCGGUGCAAGGCCUUGAAGGAACAUCUGGGAUCAACAAUGAAUGCACCACUUCAAUUUACGAGAGAGGUAUAAACUACUAUGUAUUUAUUUAGCCCUGCAAUGCUAAAAAGAAAAGAAAGUGGAGUUGUUGUAAAUCUCACACCAAUAAUCUGUAAUUUUACAAAUCGAGAAGUGAAUGUUUCUGUAUUAGUUUUUGUCCUAUAUACAAGGAUAAUAAUUCUAAUUCUGAAUCAUUCUUAUGAUUAGCAUGGCUAAUUGUGUU
Ricinus communis (castor bean) is the source of this 2964-nucleotide messenger RNA. RefSeq lists its product as uncharacterized. Bases 435 to 2609 code for a protein of 724 amino acids. The record is from RefSeq and is a predicted model, not a curated record. The transcript is spliced from 5 exons. NCBI's taxonomy places the organism in Eukaryota, Viridiplantae, Streptophyta, Magnoliopsida, Malpighiales, Euphorbiaceae.